UUUUCUGACCGUCAAGUCAAACGUCUCCCUGUCUAAGCAAGAGCCAGGACUGCGGAUCAGCCAUGAAGUCCUCUCUGAUGCUGAUGCUUGGUUUGUGUCUCCUGACGGCUCUCACCGAAGGCAUCACCGUCCGGGUCCAAAACUUGUCCUUCUCCUGGGAUUCGGUCAAGGCCCUGAAGAAAGUCCUGGAUGUGGCACCCCAAAACCCACGUCCCCGUAACCGGGGACCGGCACCCGUGUGCUUGCACCCCGAACUCCCCCGUGAAUUCGUGCCUCUCUGCUCCUCGCCGAAGGGCGCCGAAGUAUUCCGGACUCUCGACCGCAUUGCCAGCGACCCCGAGACCUGCGAGAUCUGUUUUAACGUCGCCUGCUCUGGUUGCUAAGUGAGAACCGGCCGUUCUCUUCACCGUUGGUCACCUGGUGGUGACCCAUCCUGGUCUUCCUGUUGUGGCCUCCUACAACCUCUUGUUCGUAGUCACUUCCGGGUCAUCUCCAUACAAUUCAGGACUGGCAGAAUGAGAGAAAGAGAGAGAGAGAGAGAAAUGAGCUAGCCACGAUCCUGGAAACAAAGUCUCCUUCUCAGUCACUGCAUUCACACCUUUACCCUAAGCCAUUGUUUCCUUCAUCAUAGUUUGUUGGUAUCAUGGAAUAAAACCGCACUCGGAUGGGUUCUAUCGCA
Pseudonaja textilis is the source of this 679-nucleotide messenger RNA. Its product is annotated as guanylin-like. Gene Ontology annotation, cellular component: extracellular region. NCBI's taxonomy places the organism in Eukaryota, Metazoa, Chordata, Lepidosauria, Squamata, Elapidae. The record is from RefSeq and is a predicted model, not a curated record. Gene Ontology annotation, molecular function: guanylate cyclase activator activity.